Rhododendron vialii is the source of this 1025-nucleotide messenger RNA. Its product is annotated as cysteine-rich repeat secretory protein 38-like. The record is from RefSeq and is a predicted model, not a curated record. The transcript has a single exon. The coding region runs from base 77 to 808 and encodes 243 amino acids. Lineage: Eukaryota; Viridiplantae; Streptophyta; Magnoliopsida; Ericales; Ericaceae.
CCUAGUCUCUCUCUCUCUCUCUCUCUCUCUCUCUCUCUCCCACACACACACACACACACAUUGCAUCCCUACAAACAUGUCUUCCUCACAAUUCACGUCCACCCUUUACCUCCUUUCCUUCACUCUCCUCCUGCAAAUUGCCUUUGGAACCAACCCCCUCUUCCAUUUCUGUUCAAGUUCGGGGAAUUUCGCUGCGAACGGCCCUUACGAAGCAAACUUGAACAUACUCAUGAGCUAUCUCUACUUGACAGCUCCUCUGACCGGGUUUGGUUCUGGCUCAGUAGGACCGAGCCACGACCAAGCCAAUGGCCUAGCUCUUUGCCGAGGUGACGUCAAUACCACAGACUGCCGGUCCUGCCUUGCCGAAGCAGGGAGCGAGAUUCGGACACUCUGUCCUAACGACGAAGGAGCAAUUAUAUGGUACGACGAAUGUGAAUUGAAGUACUCGAACCUUAACUUCUUUGGAAAAAUCGACAACCAGAACAAGUUUUACAUGUGGAAUUUGAAAAAUGUGAGUGAUCCAAUUUAUUUCAAUAAAAAGACCAUAGAGUUGUUGAGAAAGCUAGCGGAAGAAGCUUAUGGUAGUCCGAAAAUGUAUGCUUCGGGAGAGCUGAUGAUUGGGGAACAUAAGAAGCUUUAUGGGUUGGUCCAGUGCACAAGAGAUCUUUCCAGCAUCGAUUGUGGAAAGUGUAUUGAUGAGGCUAUUAGUGAGCUUCCGAGCUGUUGUGACGGAAAAGAAGGAGGGAGGGUCGUGGGCGGGAGCUGCAAUGUGCGUUACGAGAUUUACCCUUUUGUUAAUAAUGCCUAGAGAGAACGCAUCAUUGUUUUUAGGGUUGUUGUUUUGUUAAGGUUUGUGGAGUUGACGAAUAACUAAGGAGGUGUAUGUUUUGUUGUAUAAAUUGUGGGAGUUCAAGGAGGUGUUGUUUUGAAAAUGUACUUUGUUUUUGUUUUUUCGCUACUUCAGAAAUUUGCAUUAAUGCUUAUUCAUUUGGGGGCUUUAAAACUCAUUCGCACGGUUCCCAAUA